Molecule: messenger RNA, 903 nt
Organism: Coffea arabica (coffee)
Lineage: Eukaryota; Viridiplantae; Streptophyta; Magnoliopsida; Gentianales; Rubiaceae
Source: RefSeq, a predicted model, not a curated record
AUGGAGGUUGUUGAAGCAUCUACUCGUAGUCUUGACAAUUCCUCUGAGACGCCAAGUGGAGGGAGGCUUCUCAAGAUAGAACCUUCGGAACUGAGAUUUACCUUUGAGCCAAAGAAGCAGAUAUCUUGCUGUCUUCACUUGUCUAAUUUGAUGAAUAGCCCUGUUGCUUUCAAGGUUUUAACGACCAAUAAGACUGUCUAUGUUGUCCGCCCAAACACUGGAAUUAUUUUGCCAGGGACAACAUGUGGUAUCACAGUUACAAUGCAAGCUCAGAAUAAGCCCUGCACAGCCAAGCAAUGCGAGGACAAAUUUAAGAUUCAAAGUGUCCUUGUCAGCGCAUGUGCAGACUUAAACCACAUCACCAAGAAUGUGUUUGAUAAGGAGGAAGGGUUUUCUAUUGAAGAAUACAAAUUGCCAGUUGUUUACCUGUCCACAGCUCUACCACUUUCGCUGGAGUCUGAGCAAGCCAACACAUUGCUAACAGAUGGCACACAUUUGAAUUCUUCUCAGAUGAGCACAAUGGAGAUGCCUGAUGUCAUCAAAUUUCCUUUUGAGGCGAAUAAGCAGAUUUCCAGUUCUCUCCAAUUUUCAAAUACGACUGCAAAUUAUGUUGCUUUCAAGGUCAUGACCACAAACCCGAAGAACUACAGUGCUCGACCAAUCCGAGGUGUUAUGGUUCCUCAAUCUACAUUUAGUAUCACAGUGACAAUGCAAGCUCAGAAAGCUCCUCCGAAUGCACCAAGCAAGGACAAGUUUCUCAUUCGAAGUGCAGUUGUUAGUCCCAGUACCACUGAAAAAGACAUCAACUGGGACCUGUUCGGCGAGGACGGACUGGUUAAGGACCAUAAACUGAGAGCGAUUCAUACUCUGUCACCGACAAUUUACCUUAUUAGGCUAACCUAA